CAAAACUGACGAACAAGAACACUUGAACAUGAUGGCCUCCAACGCAAAGAACUUUAAGAACUUUUCUCCACAUCACCCGCUCGAUGUCCUCGUGGCCUUACUCUCUAUCCUCACACUCAUCCACGGUGAGGUGACUAGCGCUAGUGUAUGUAAGUUGAGCAUAGCAGACAAUAAAACACUGUUUGAUACACUCGAUGAAAAAUACGAGGAGGAAGCAACAACUAUUAUCAUAGAGUACACUGUGGGGUUUAACAACGUCAGCGCCGACUUUGACCUCAGGAAUAAAUCAAGUCCCGAAUCAUUUCAGCCUUGGCGGUGAGUUCACAAGGUCAAAGUUCAUCUUAAACACUUUUAGUCGCCGGGUGACAUAUAGCAUGCCAUAUUUGUUGUUUAAAACUAUUGCAACCACCUGGAACGGGUCUGAUGAGGGUGGAAGAAGUGGGUUGGUUAUGGAUUGUGAGCAAUUAAAUAUACCGUAAAUAUUUUAUACAGCCUUCCAGUGUUUAAAAAAAAAAAAAAGCUUCUUUCAUGAAAUAAAUAAAUGUUAUUUUUAGUAUUAAUUCUUGCCUGUGGAACUUUUUCUCAAAUUAACCUAAUUAAAAUGUGAAACCAGAAACCAGAAACCAAUUCUGUAUCUCCACAGUUGGUACAGUACACAAGGCCUGAGCAGUUCAAGACUUCUGCUGACAUACAGCUUCCUAUACGGCACCAUGAAAUUCUUUUUGUCACUUGGAAUUGAUAAGGUGGAUCUCUCGAUCGACGUCAGCCCUCCUGGAUGUUUGGAAAGCUAUGAAAAUGAAGACUUGGAAAAUUUCAUUCGAAGCUUUUUGAUGGAAGGUGAGGCUGGUGUUUAGUGAGUUCU
This is a messenger RNA of Lymnaea stagnalis (great pond snail), 862 nucleotides long. The record is from the annotation of a GenBank genome assembly. NCBI's taxonomy places the organism in Eukaryota, Metazoa, Mollusca, Gastropoda, Lymnaeidae.